AUGGGACCAGAGACAGGCGCAGCCAAAACAGUGGCGAAGGGAAAAAACGACACGGAGUGGGGGAGGAGAGUGGGGGGCUCCAGGUGUGCCACCAGCUCCAGGAAGUACGCAGAGCAGAGGCAGCGGGCUAUACGCAGUGCUCAGCUUGGCUCCGGGCUUAUGGGCUGGAAACAUGGAGAGGCAGACACACGCAGGUACACACAUAAAUACGCACAAAUGGAGAGCUCCACGCUGGCCACGGCACAUCAGAGAGACUGCGAGAGGAGAGGAGGAAGUGGGCAACAGUGGAUUGAAACCACGUCCUUUUGCACAUCGAUGGAGGCAGCAACAGCAUCCGCCGUGGCAACACCAUCUCCUAGCAACGCCCGUCCUCUGCCCCAGGAGGAAAGUGGAGCCAGAUUAAUCAUGCAGGAGAGACACAGCAGGCCCCCGUUCGUUCUGCCUGGGGGUGAAGCUGUGCCCGCAUGCUCCGCGUAUCACAUGGCCCGCCCCCCUCCGCUCCCCUCGUCUCUAUCCCGCUCCACUGGGGGUGCAGUGGACGGGGUUAUCGCUGUGUGGUGGAACGCCAAAGAGCCAAACGGAGCCUUCUUUCCUUCCCUGGAAACUGGAGUUUUAUAG
This is a messenger RNA of Knipowitschia caucasica, 618 nucleotides long. The record is from the annotation of a GenBank genome assembly. Lineage: Eukaryota; Metazoa; Chordata; Actinopteri; Gobiiformes; Gobiidae.